CGCACCACAGUUAAUUCCUAUGCGGCCAUUUUAUCGUUUUCUAUUCGUGUUUUAAUGAAAUUUAGACACCCGAUUGCUGAUAUACCACAACUAUGAAUGAACUCAUUGGAAAAAUCGUGGUGAUCAAAAGGAAUGGGGCGGAUGGACCACAAUUUCCAUUAAGAACGACCGAAUGCUUCUUUGGAAGAAAACCGGCGUGUGAUAUAAGGAUUCAACUACCAAACGUUUCACUGGAGCACGCUGUGGUAAAAGUCGACGAAAAAGACAAGAUAAGAAUUAUCAACCUCAGCUCUACUAACCAAACUCUCGUCAAUGGGAAACCAAUAACCGAGGCAGAAGUCAAGCAUUUAGAUGUUUUCACAAUAAGUGACAGAUCAUUCAGAUUUGAGUUUGCCUCGCCAGUUUUAAAGAAAGGGAAAGACAAAUCACCCAAGACUAAGAUCCGCCGCUCUGUCUCUUUGGUAAAAACUCCCCCAGAGGGCCAGUCUCCCAAAAUGCCAGUUGCACUGAAGGGCAGCCCUCGAACUCCCACCGCAGGGGAAAGUCUUAAGGAAAACAUCCACCGGCUUCGUAGGUUCUCCAUGCCUUUGCAAGAGGAGGAUGAAAAUUUGAGUUCCCCAGUAUCAAAUAAACCACCACUGUCCACGAUAUUUGUCAAUGCUGAGCCUCAAGACAAAAGUAAUCACCAAGAAAGUACCGAACAAGUCAAUGUAGUAAAGCCUGUUGAGGUUGUAAAAGAGACCAGAAGAAAUUCUAAACGGGUCUCAUUUGGACCAGUUCUUAGUCCUGAACAGUUUGACAAAGAUCUACCCCCAGCAACUCCUGUGAGACGGGGUUCUACACCUAAAAGAGCUGCUUCCUCUGCCAAGAGAAGAAGAUCGGUUCUCUCGGUACCAAAAACUGAUUGCAUUAAAGAAGAUGAUGGAGGUGUUGAAGACUUUUUUAUGACUGAGGAUGUAGACUCGAACGCAAAGUCGCUAAAGGAACACCACAUUAGUCCCGAGGAAGAUAGCCAUGAAUCAGAGUCUGUUCGUAAGGAAAGCACUGCAGUGCAGGAAAAGGUACCAGGGUCUGUUCGGGACACACCUGAAAGAAGUCAGCCGUCGUCAGAACAAAUUACACCCAAAAGUACUAAACCUAAAAGCAGGAGGAGAUCAUCGUCUCUGGUGGGAGAAAUGAAGUUAGAGCUCACUGAGACCAGCAGAGUCACUACAGCGAGUGAUACUGUGACAGAGGAAUCGAAAAACGCAAGACGAUCGUCAUUGAGACUCGCGCAAAAAAGCCCUGUACAAAGAUCAAUAGCGCCUGAGACUGCCGCUACUGCAAGUAAUGACGAUGAAGACAUCGAUGAAACUAUUUUGGACAGUGAUGAUUACACUUCGGAUGAAGAAGAUCCAGUAGGAGGAGAGGGAAAAGAGACGGGGCAGAGUAAACUUGGAAAAGCCCUGAAAGAAGAGGUUGAGCAACAGAAGGCAAAGAAGAUAGCCACACCCAUGAAGAAUGAGAUCGCAAAUGGAGUCAAUCUCCGACAAACUAAGAAAAAGAUGACAACACCUCUCCGAAAAGAAAUUGAAGAGGGGGUCAAAUUACACGAGACCAAAAAGAGGAUGGCCACACCAUUGAAGAAAGACAUUGAAAAUGGGACCAACCUUCGACAAACCAAAAAGAAGAUGGCGACACCGUUGAAGAAAGAGAUAAAAGAGGGAAUCACAUUGCAACAGACGAAGAAGAGGAUGGCCACACCAUUGAAAAAAGAAAUUGAAACUGGAACAAGCCUUCGAGAAACCAAAAAGAAGCUUGCCACGCCCUUAAAGAAGGAAAUUGAAAAUGGGACAAACCUUCGAGAAACCAAAAAGAGGCUUGCAACGCCCCUAAAGAAGGAAAUUGAAAAUGGGACGAACCUUCGACAAACUAAGAAGAUGAUGGGCACACCAUUGAAAAAGGAAAUUGAAACUGGAACAACCCUUCGAGAAACCAAAAAGAAGCUUGCCACGCCCUUAAAGAAGGAAAUUGAAAAUGGGACGAGCCUUCGACAAACCAAGAAGAUGAUGGGCACACCGUUAAAGAAAGAGAUAAAAGAGGGAAUCAAAUUGCAUCAGACGAAGAAGACUAUGGCCACGCCCCUAAAGAAAGAAAUUAAAAAUGGGACCAGUCUUCGACAGACCAAAAAGAAGAUGGCAACUCCUCUCAGGACGGAGAUCUUGGAAGGCGUGAAAUUGAGAGAGACAAAAAAGAAGCUACAAACUCCGGUCAGGAAAGCGAUAGAAGAUGGCGUCACCUUGAAGAAAACCAAGAGUAAGCUUUCCACACCGUUGCGAAAAGCCAUUCAAGCCAAACCAGAAUUGCGGCAGACCAAGAAAAUUAUGAACGUGCUGCUUCAGGAUGAUAUCAAGCAAGGUGUUAACCUUAGGAAAACCAAGCAGAGCAUGCCACUUGAGGUUCAGAUUGAGAUCAUCAAAGGAAAGAAACUUAGGUCAACGAAGAAGAGUUUGCCCACUCCUGUGAAGAAUGAUAUCAGUGGAGGAGUAACUUUGAGGAAAACGAAGAAAAGCUUACCGACACCACUGAAGGAGCAGAUCAAAAAGGGUUUGCCUUUACAAAAGACCAAGAAGAGUCUACCUACUCCUGUGAGAAAACAGCUUGAAGGAAAAGUUACACUGAAGUCCACCGUUAAGUCCGUGAAGCGAAAGAGAAGCGAAGGUGGACUCAACGAACACGAUGCAAAGAGAAUGAAAACUUCACCUUCAGAAGAGGUGAAUGAAGAAAGUAAAGGGUUCCAAGAAGCUCCGGUAAGAAGAGCCUUAAAGACUCCGCUCAGGAAAGCCAUUAUUGCGGGAAGAAAACUGCGACCCACCCGUCACCGUAUGGCCACACCACUUCGCACUGGGAUCCACUCUAGACCAGCACUCAGAGCUGUUCGUCGGAAGUCGUCAUCUGUUCGGGACGAGAUCGGACCGCGAAAACCCACAUACGCAGAAAUCGUGAAAAGAGCUACAAAGACUGCUUUGAGAAGAUCUUCCAAGGGAAAUUCAUUCAAGUUUGGAAAAACGGCACCAAUUUGUAAGAAGGCCGAAUCUGUUCCACCCGCUAAUGUUGCUGAUGUUGUUGCAGCAGAUCAUGAAGUCCCCAGCAAACCUGUCAAUGACAGUCAGUCAAUCCAGAAGCGGAGAAGUGCACGUCUUGACGGAAAGGCCGUUCCCCAAGCGAUGGUCGACAGUGUGGGUGUGCUAAAUUCACCAGAGACCAACGAGAACGCUCCUCAAAGUACUUGGAUGUCAAGCCUUGCACGAGCCACCAACGGCGUGAAAGCACGUGCCAAACCUGUGGAAGACUUGGAAGGCCUGGUAGAAAUGUUUGCUACCCCACCGAUGGUUGACAUCAGUAAGGACACAUCCAAACAACAAAAAGGAAGCAACUGGUUGUCGAGUCUUGCCAAAGCGACGAAAGCUCCACGAAAACGUGGAAUGGCUGUCGAAGAUUUCGAAGGAGUGCCUGAAAUGUUUGCAACACCACCAUCUAUCUCCGUGGCCACACCGCGCACCACCACAGAAGACGAGCUCACUUCAAGUCCUGAAGAGCAAGACUUAAACUUGACAGAAUCCUUGAAACUAUCAAAGACGCCUUCUUUGAGAAGUUUUGGAGAAGAUACGGAGUUUGUUCAGAUAGUAACCCCCAUACACAGCUCUCACACCCCGUCACUAAGGUCAAUAAAUGCGCAAACUAUCAAGAGUGCUGUAACGCCAGAGGUGUUGCUGGAAAUGAAAGAAGCAUUAAUGACACAGAAGACACCAUCUCUGCGAAGUUUAGCCAAAGAUGCUGUUACAGUGGAAGUUGUGACUCCGCUGCAGCCUUCUCGUACGCCAUCUCUUCGUUCUGCCAUGCAGCAAACGUCUGUCUUCUCUAGCGAGUCUCCAGACAUUAAAAUGGAGGUUAUUAAGCCAAUAGCUCCAACCAAAACCCCAUCUAUUCGUUCCUCAGAUCAAGUAAAGGCAGUUUCAGCCGUCAACGUUAAAAAACCCAGUACCAGUGACCGAAAAAGUUUAGGUCUGCAAGGCCUCGCCCGACUGAUGAAGGUACCGAAAGAGAAAAAUGCCGUGGAGAAUGUCGAAGAUUUCUUUGCUCCCAGCGUUUUUGCAUCUCCCAAGCCGGAACCCAAACGUUACUCACGCAAAAGUGAAGGGUUACAAGGAGUUGCCAGGUUGCUGAGAACACCAGGUGAUAUGGGUGAAGGGGCCGCUGUAGAGAGCCCAAAGUUUGACGGUAUUAAGAAAAUGAUGCGAACUGAGAAAGCUGUGGCCAGUCCGAACUUUGUUGGGCUCAGGGCGCUGAUGCAGACACCUAAAGAUUCUAAGAGAGCUGUUGACCUUGAAGAACACUUCAUAUCAGAUUUAUUUUUGCUGCCUGUCGAGGAUUCCUUCCAAGACACAGUCCAAUCCGUUGUCCAGGGUGAAUGUGAUAAGGAGCAGGAUGUACGGGCUAUCAACUUAAUUUCUCCAGAAUCCGAAGAAAAGACAGCUGAAGCAUCAGAGGACGUUAGCUCCGAAACUGUACAAAGAGUGACCCGAGCCAAGCGUAAGCCACUCGAAAAACUGCCUGAACCAGUGCCUAAAAGAGGGCGCACUACUCGUGCAGCUGCAAAACAAAGCAGUGAAAGCAAAAAAUCUCCCUCCAAUCUGAAAGUCGUGCAAAGAAAGACAACGACGAGAAGUAAAAAGAGUUCGGCAGCAAGCCUACCAAGCACGCCGAAACCGUUAGAAUUUAAGCGCACGCAACUAGAUCCAAUUAUUGAAGUUCUUUCUCCUUUGCCUGCGACUGAUCAGACGGUCGAGGUCGCCGCCUCCCCUACAUUGGUUGAGCCCGAAGCAACAGAGAAAGCCUUUACCAGGGGAGGAGCGGAGGAAACAACCGAUUUCAAAGCGCAGCAAACGGAGCCUUCGCGAUGUUCUCGUCGUGGGAUCCGUGCUAAAGCCAGAGUAGAUUCUUCCUCUGAAGAGUGCAGUGGAGGUGAAGUCGCUGAAAAGCGUGUUGCUACAAAGAGAAGGACACGAGCGAAAGUCGAGGAAGACAGCGGCAGCAGUAGUGUAGAUGUACAGAAGGCUGAUGUUGAGACUGGAAAGAGUGGUGGUAAAGGUCGAGCAACGCGUAGCUCUCAACUUAAAGAAGCACCUUCACAAAACGUUAAACUGCCAAGAACGACAAGAAGCGGUCGCAACCGAAGAGCUGAAGUUGCAGAGGUUGAAGAUAAAGUUGUGAUUGGUGAUGCUGCCGACGAAACUAUCAACAACUCCACAACCACGCGCUCUCGACGCAAAGCCAGGACCACCGAAGAAUCUGCCUCAGUUAUGUCUGAGGAAGAGAGUGUUCGAAAUGGAAAAGUCCAACAAAAUGACGCAGAAGCGACAAAAGUAAGGAGAACUCGUUCGAGAAGAACAGCCGACAAGAAUAAUACUGUUAACGAAGACAAGCUGGCCCAAAGCAGUCAAGCAAAGCGAACUAAGAAAGAGAGCGUCGCUAAAGCAGACGAAGAGACACAGUCGGAAGAGAAGGAGGCGUCUUCAAAGCAGAGAUCCACAAGACGCACUCGCGGAAAUCCGGUUGAGAGCAUUGUUCCUGAGAGCACUGCUGCCUCACUUCAGGAGGUGGAAAAUUUCCAGUCAAAGAGUUCCGUGAAAAAUGUCCGGGGUAAGCGAGAGCCCAAAGGAAAAGCACUGGAAGAGCCCAGAACAACACGGUCAUCAAGGAGCGCAAACCCAGCAAAAAUAAAACCAACAGUUGAACCACAGCUACCCGUGCGUUCAACUCGAGGGAGAAAAAGGCAGCUCGGUGAAGAGGAGGUUGCUGAACCUGCCGUUCCAGAGGCGAAAAGGAAACGAUCAAGUGCGCGAGCGCGAGAUGUCGAGCCACCACAAACCAGGUCACUGCGCUCACGAAAGUAGUAAUUGACCACCGUGUUCCAUGAUGAUAUUUACGUUCGCGGCACCGCUUUUCCGAGAGAGACUAUGAUUAAAUCAGUUCUAAAGUUUAUGUUUACACGCAUAGCGUUAUUCACAUCCACUCGCAAGCAAGUUGGGUGGACAAAUCUGAGAACAACUUUGAUCGUACGUAAACAUGCUGUAAAUAUUUGACUGCAAACAUUCUUUCUUAAGAAAUUGAACAUAACGAGCUAGUUCCAGAUUUAAGUUCUAUCAACUUUCUCUAUUUUUAUACGUUUUACGGUAUGAAUUUUUCAGUUAGCUAAUUAACAACAGGCUUUAACCGUUUUAACGAGAGGUUCUUUCAAAGAAACUGCGAUCUUAUUUGCUACCACAUUGCCAAUGACAAUUUAAGUAGUAUAUAGAGUUAUGUUUUAUCAAACCGUUGCCCUAGAGGUGGAUUCAAUUUUAUCAGAACCAUCAUGUUACAUUAUUUUACGUAAAUCAAAUUUGUUUAAGUUGUCGGUUUGUUUAUUCAUCAAUUAUGUAACGAGAGGCUUUUCUCACACAUGUAUUACAUUUUAUGAUUUUAGGUAAAGUGUGUUUCAAGGAGGAAAUGAAAAUUGCGCUUUUGUCGCGCGAGUUUCCUGUAUAAAUCGGGUCAUGACCCUCAUAUAUUCCACAUCAAGUAGAACAAAACGUGAAAGUCAUGCCAUGUAAAUAUCUUCAGGGCAUAUUAAAAUUAUUUUAUCCAUAGUGA
This is a messenger RNA of Pocillopora verrucosa, 6672 nucleotides long. RefSeq names its product proliferation marker protein Ki-67-like. NCBI's taxonomy places the organism in Eukaryota, Metazoa, Cnidaria, Anthozoa, Scleractinia, Pocilloporidae. The record is from RefSeq and is a predicted model, not a curated record. Gene Ontology annotation, molecular function: protein binding. Gene Ontology annotation, biological process: regulation of chromosome segregation; regulation of mitotic nuclear division. Gene Ontology annotation, cellular component: chromosome; nucleus.